AUGGCAAUUGUCACCCCCCCCCGGGGGGGGGGGGGGUGGGGGGGGGGGUGGGGGGGUCGGGGGGGGGGGGGGGGGUGGGGGGCCCCCCUCCCCCCCCGGGGGGGGGGCACACAACUUUCGGGGGGGGGGGGGAGGGGGGGUCCCCCCAUGGUCCCUUUUGGAAGUGGGUUUCCAGCUGCCAUAGUGAUGCUGAGGAGAUCUGUCGUAGCGAGUGGAGUGAAACAAGCCACAGCAGAUUAUCGCAUCAGCAAAAGUGCUUGGCUGAAGGACUCUUCCCAUGCUGUGAUUGAGAAAUUGGAUCUACGGAUCUCUAUGGUAACAGGCCUAAAUGUGAACCAUCCUUUUGGUGAAUACCUUCAAGUUGUCAACUACGGGAUUGGUGGACAUUAUGAACCCCAUUUUGACCACGCUACAGCUCCAACUAGUCCUGUGUACAAGCUAAAUACUGGAAAUCGAGUAGCAACAUUCAUGAUAUAUCUCAGCUCUGUCGAGGCAGGUGGGUCCACUGCGUUCAUCUAUGCCAACUUCAGUCUCCCGGUAGUAGAGAAAGCUGCCGUCUUUUGGUGGAAUCUGCACAGAAACGGUGAAGGAAAUGUAGACACUCUUCAUGCAGGCUGUCCAGUUCUCGUUGGGGACAAAUGGGUGGCAAACAAGUGGAUUCAUGAAUAUGGUCAAGAGUUUAUCCAUCGCUGCACUUUGAAUCGUGAUGAGUGA
Messenger RNA from Knipowitschia caucasica, 714 nucleotides. Lineage: Eukaryota; Metazoa; Chordata; Actinopteri; Gobiiformes; Gobiidae. The record is from the annotation of a GenBank genome assembly.